Molecule: messenger RNA, 1522 nt
Organism: Scomber japonicus (chub mackerel)
Lineage: Eukaryota; Metazoa; Chordata; Actinopteri; Scombriformes; Scombridae
Gene: tmem147
Product: transmembrane protein 147
Source: RefSeq, a predicted model, not a curated record
CCCAAACUAACUUCCGUCUGUCAUUCAACGACACACGACAUUCAGCCUUUUUAAGUUUCUCAUUCACAGGAGCUGAAUAUUGUGAGCAGACACCAUGACGCUGUUUCACUUUGGAAACUGCUUUGCUCUGGCGUAUUUCCCUUACUUUAUAACAUACAAGUGCAGCGGGCUUUCAGAGUACAAUGCUUUCUGGAGAUGUGUCCAGGCUGGAGCAACCUACUUAUUUGUCCAGCUUUGUAAGAUGCUUUUCCUCGCUACAUUUUUCCCCACAUGGGAAGGAGGAGCUGGGGUUUAUGACUUUGUAGGGGAAUUCAUGAAGGCCACAGUGGACCUGGCAGACCUUCUGGGCCUCCAUCUUGUAAUGUCUCGUAAUGCCGGCAAAGGAGAGUACAAGAUCAUGGUGGCUGCUAUGGGCUGGGCAACUGCAGAACUUGUGAUGUCCAGGUGUCUUCCUCUGUGGGUCGGAGCCAGAGGGAUUGAAUUUGACUGGAAGUACAUCCAGAUGAGCUUUGACUCCAACAUCAGUUUGGUCCAUUAUAUCGCCAUGGCAGCAGUGGUGUGGAUGUUUACACGAUAUGACCUUCCUAAGAGCUUCAGGCUACCUGUUACUGUACUGCUGGCUCUCUGUGUCUACAAGGGCUUCUUAAUGGAGUUGUUUGUCCACGUCUUCCUGCUGGGCAGCUGGACAGUGUUGUUGGUGAAAGCUGUGCUGACUGGUGCCAUCUCUCUCUGCUCGCUGUUUCUCUUCACUCUUGUCCACAGCAACCAAGUAAAAGCCGACACCAUUGGAAUAAGCCUUCAACAGUAUGUUAAGUCCAGAUUGGACUGAGGUUCUCAAACAUCACAAGCUGAUCUCAAACCCUUUGUCAGUCCUCGUAUCACCAUGCAACACCAAAGACUACUGAAAAAUACUUGAGGAUGUUGGGUAUCUGGACUGGUCUGCUGUAUAAAACAGGCUAACGUACAAGCCACAAACUGGUAUGCUAACCAGUUCUUCCAGUUUGUUUUGUUUUUUUAUCUGUCUAUAUGGACUCCUGGUAGAAUACAUGCUCUCUCAGGGUAAAGCUGUGUUUCAGUCCAUCGGUGAAAACUGCAGGCUGAGUGGUGACAUCAAGAGGCUUCUGUAAUACGAUUGGCUUACUUUAACUGUGUUGGUUUUGUGGAAAGGUGAAUUUUGUACUAUAACAACCACAAAAUAAUUAAGUCUUUAUAACUAACAUAUUCCUUUUCUAUAUGUUGUCUAAUGAGUUGGCAUACUUAGUGAUAUAGUGAAAUGUACUGAGUGGAUUAAUGACAAAUGGAUGGUUUUUGAUAGUUCAUUGUGUGGCCAUAAAUGUAUCAAUUUAUUUAUAUGCAAGUAAACACUUUUUUUUUUGUUGAAAUUGUAUUAAAGAUUUAAAGUUGAACUCAGAAGACUCAAUGAGACCUGCAGUAUGAAUAAACUUGAGGGCUACUCUGACCACAUUAUGUAGACUUGUAAACAUCUGUGAUUUUGACAUUAAUAAAAAUGUCUUUUGUCUUA